GGCCUUCAUACACUCACUCAUGGUGGUGAUGCGCCUUCACGAGACACGACUCGUGUUCGAACCACGUUCAACGUGUAUACGUCUUAUGGACGAAUGGCGGUCCUCUAGCUGACCAAACUACGUGAUCUCUUCCCACCUUCCACCUCUGCACCCUGCCCACCCUCACUGGCAUCCCGCCAUCUUUGUGCCAUCCCACUUCUUGACCAACACAGCGAGGCGCGGGAGACGUUUGUGCUCUUGGUGCUCCAUAGCGUGGCAUCAGUGGGAGAGGCGGCGACUCAGCCAGCGUGUGUUGACGCUUCCUUGGCUGGUUUCUCAUUGCGGCCCGCAGAUCCUCGCUCUUCGGGCAGAUCGGCUCUUCGUCUAGCGGUGAUAAUGAAGGCAGGUCGGGGGGCGCCUUCCUGUGCGGCAAUGGCGGUGGGGCUGUCUUUUGUGCUCCUUUUGUAGCAGCCAUCGCUGGCUCACACCUGCCAGAACAGACACACAGGCCAGGGUCCUUGUUGUGAUUUGGUGCCGUCGAUCGUGUGUGUGUCUCACCUUCGCAGCAGCCAGUAGAUAUCCCAUGAACGUUCAAUGCACCGCUCUCUGCGGCAGCCCGGACACACGGGCACUUCAUGCGGCGGAGUCGACUCGACAGAAUCGUUCGCCUCAGCCGCAAAGCCAAUCGCUUCGCCUUCUUCAUCAGCAACAAAGAUGAAGAAGGGGCGCGGAGCAGAGGGCGCAAAGUUUGGAAGGCCAAUCCCGCCCUCGAAGAUCUUCUCCAUGUUGCGCAGGGCCUCCUGCAAUGACGGAUAACGACAAGACGAUGCUACAUCACCUGCUGACAAGGGGGCACUGCUCACUUUGAUCUCAUCUCUUGUGGGCAUGUUUUCGAAGAGGGGGCUGAUCCUUGCAAAGGCCACGACAACAGAGAGGAAGGAGACACAUGUCAGGAGCAGGGCGCUGAGCAUUCCGCUGAAGACGGGGAGACUGGAGACUGGG
Molecule: messenger RNA, 981 nt
Organism: Vitrella brassicaformis
Lineage: Eukaryota; Vitrellaceae
Source: the annotation of a GenBank genome assembly